AUGAAGCUUUCUUUUGUCGCAACUGUUGCGUUUGCGGCUUAUGCAAUGGCAGCCCCAAUUGCCAAUCCUGAGGCUGCUCCUCUUGCUGCUCCCAAAGCCAAACCGUUUGCUUUCCCCACUUUUGGACUUUUGAGUUCACUUCUUAGCUCUCAUUCAAGUAAAAGCAGUAAAAGUAGCGGAAGUUCUUGCUCUUCUUGCUCCUCUGGUUCCUCUGGAUCUUCAAACACUACCGUCAUAGUUCCUGUAUCAUCAGGUUCUACAGGAUCAACUACAACAACAUACACUACAGGAUCUACAACUGGUAGUUCUGGCGGCGGUGGCGGUGGCGGUGGUGGCGGCGGUGGUGGUGGAGGAGGAGGCUCUUCAGGUGGUUCUGGUGGUUCUGGUGGUUCCGGUGGUUCCGGUGGUUCUGGAGGCUCCGGCGGUUCUGGUGGGUCCAGUGGAAGUAGCACCAGUGGUACUUCUACUACCAGCAGUGGUGGCGGUGGUGGCGGUGGUGGUGGAGGUGGAGGUGGUGGAAGCAGCAGCGGCGGAACCACAACUACAACGACUACGACAACUAAUAACGGCGGGACCACUGGUGGUUACGUUAUUAGCAGUGGUGGUAGUGGAAGUUCCGGGUGCUCUUCAUGCAGUUCCAAAUGGAAGAAAGCUUAA
Molecule: messenger RNA, 657 nt
Organism: Magnusiomyces paraingens
Lineage: Eukaryota; Fungi; Ascomycota; Dipodascomycetes; Dipodascales; Dipodascaceae
Exons: 1
Coding region: 1-657 (218 amino acids)
Source: RefSeq, a predicted model, not a curated record